GGCCCAAAGCCCCGGGCGGUCGCAUUGUUUUCCUGCACGGAGCCGCGGCGGGAGUGGGGGCUGCGACUGGGACCCGCGGCUUGCCAGACCCGACAGCGGCCGGGAGCUCAGAUCCGGGCUCCAUCCCAUUCGGACGCUCACCACAUCUCGCCAGAGCCCCAAUCACGGAUUGCGAACUCGGCGUGGUGCGGGGCUGCUGCCCGCCCGCUGCGAUCUCGGUCCCGCUGACCCGGAUCUCGGAGGCCGGCAUAUGGGUGAGGGGGCACCCCCUGGGGCCUGAGCUGCCCCGCACAGGAUGCCCCGUGCCCCCCGCUUCAUGCCCUUGCUGCUCCUGCUGCUCUCACUUCCCCAUACCCAGGCUGCCGUCCCCCAGGACCCCCUCCCUCUGCUGACCUCUGACCUGCAAGGGACUUCCCCAUUAUCCUGGUUCCGGGGCCUGGAGGAUGAUGCUGUGGUUGCCGAACUUGGGCUGGACUUUCAGAGAUUCCUAACCUUGAACCGGACCUUGCUAGUGGCUGCCCGGGAUCACGUUUUCUCCUUCGAUCUUCAAGCCCAGGAGGCAGGGGAGGGGCUGGUGCCCAACAAGUAUCUAACAUGGCGGAGCCAAGACAUGGAGAACUGUGUUGUGCGGGGAAAGCUGACGGACGAGUGCCACAACUAUAUUCGUGUUCUUGUUCCCUGGGACUCCCAGACACUCCUUGCCUGUGGAACGAACUCAUUCAGCCCCGUGUGCCGCAGCUAUGGGAUAACUUCGCUGGAGCAGGAGGGUGAAGAGCUGAGUGGGCAGGCUCGAUGCCCCUUUGAUGCCACCCAGUCCAACGUGGCCAUCUUUGCAGAGGGCAGCCUAUACUCAGCCACAGCUGCGGAUUUCCAGGCCAGUGAUGCUGUGGUUUACAGAAGCCUUGGGCCUCAGCCCCCACUCCGCUCCGCCAAGUACGACUCCAAGUGGCUCAGAGAGCCACACUUCGUCCACGCCUUGGAGCACGGAGACCAUGUCUACUUCUUCUUCCGAGAGGUCUCUGUGGAGGAUGCUCGGCUGGGAAGGGUGCAAUUCUCCAGGGUGGCCCGAGUAUGUAAACGUGACAUGGGCGGCUCACCUCGGGCCUUGGACCGCCACUGGACAUCCUUCCUGAAGCUGCGGCUCAACUGCUCUGUUCCUGGAGAUUCUACCUUCUAUUUUGACGUCUUACAGGCCUUAACUGGGCCUGUGAACUUGUAUGGCCGCUCUGCUCUCUUUGGGGUCUUCACCACGCAGACCAAUAGCAUCCCUGGCUCUGCAGUCUGUGCCUUCUACCUGGAUGAUAUCGAGCAUGCAUUUGAGGGCAAGUUCAAGGAGCAGAGGAGUCUGGAUGGGGCCUGGACACCCGUAUCUGAAGACAGGGUUCCCUCCCCCAGGCCAGGGUCCUGGGCCGGUGUAGGUGUGGCUGCCUUGUUCCCCUCUUCCAGAGAUCUCCCUGACGACGUCCUGACCUUUAUCAAGGCUCACCCACUGCUGGACCCGGCCGUGCCACCUGCUACCCAUCAGCCUCUGCUCACCCUCACCAGCAGGGCUCUACUGACCCAGUUAGCUGUGGAUGGUAGGGCUGGUCCCUACGGUAACACCACAGUCCUGUUCCUGGGCUCCGAAGAUGGGACAGUGCUGAAGGUACUGCCCCCAGGGGGGCCAUCAGGGGGCCCUGAGCCCAUCCUGUUGGAAGAAAUCAAUGCCUACAGCCCUGCCAGGUGCAGUGGGAAGCGGGCGGCCCAAACGGCACGGCGGGUCAUAGGGCUGGAGCUGGACACUGAAGGUCACAGGCUCUUUGUGGCUUUUUCUGGCUGCAUCAUCUACCUCCCUCUCAGUCGGUGUGCCCGGCACGGGGCCUGUCAGAGGAGCUGUCUGGCUUCUCAGGACCCAUACUGUGGAUGGCACAGCUCCAGAGGCUGUGUGGAUAUCAGGGGACCCGGUGGGACUGAUGUGGAUCCGGCUGGGAACCAGGAAUCCACGGAGCAUAGUGACUGCCAAGAUGGAGCUACUGGGAGUCAGUCUGGUACAGGGGAUUCCGCUUAUGUGCUUCUGGGUCCUGGCCCUUCCCCUGAGACCCCCAGCCCCCUCAGUGAUGCCCACCCCCGGCCCCAGUCUUCCACUAUUGGAGCUCACACUCAGGGCGUGCGCCGGGACCUCCCCCCAGCCUCAGCCUCCCUCUCCGUCCCCAUCCCACUCCUCCUGGCCUGUGCUGCCGCAGCCUUCGCUCUGGGCGCCUCAGUCUCUGGCCUCCUGGUCUCCUGCGCGUGCCGCCGAGCCCACCGACGUCGGAGCAAGGACGUCGAGACUCCGGGGCUCCCGCGCCCUCUCUCCCUUCGCAGCUUGGCCCGGCUGCACGGUGCGGGCCCGGAGCCGCCGCAGUCCAAGGACGGAGACGGGGCGCAGCCGCCCCAGCUCUACACCACCUUCCUGCCUCCCUCCGAGGGCGUGGCCCCGCCGGAGCUGGCCUGCCUGCCCACGCCGGAGUCCACGCCCGAGCUGCCGGCCAAGCACCUCCGCCACGCCGGGGGCCCCUGGGAGUGGAACCAGAACGGGAACAAUGCCAAGGAGGGCCAGGGCCGCGUGCGGGGCGGGAACGCGGCGGGCGGCCCCGCGCCCCGCGUGCUGGUGAGGCCGCCGCCGCCCGGCUGUCCCGGGCAGGCGGUGGAGGUCACCACCCUGGAAGAACUGCUGCGCUACCUCCACGGUCCGCAGCCACCCAGGAAGGGGGCCGAGCCCCUGGCCGCGGCCGCGUUUACCUCGCGGGCGCUCCCGCCGGAACCCAGCCCCACCCCCACCCUGUUCGCGGGCCCCAGCCUCCUGCCCCGGGAGUGUGGCCCGCCGUUGAGGCUGGACGUGCCCCCCGAGGGCAAGUGCGCGGCCCCCUCCACGCGGCCCGCCCUCUCCGCCCCCGCUCCCCGGCUAGGGGUCGGGGGCGGCCGCAGAACGCCCUUCCCCACGCAUCGUGCCCCCCCGGCCCUGCUCACUCGGGUCCCCUCGGGGGGCCCCUCCAGGUACUGUGGGGGGCCCGGGAGACAUCUUCUGUACCUGGGCCGGCCGGAGGGCUAUCGGGGCCGCGCCCUAAAGAGGGUGGACGUCGAGAAGCCGCAGCUGCCCCAGAAGCCGCCCCUCGUCGCGCCCUCCCCCCCGCCGGCCAUCCCCAACGGCAGCCAUUUUCACUUUUAAAGGGAGCUGCGCUGCGUCCUCCAGUUGGGCCCCUGAGGCCCGCGCCUUCCAAGGCCAAGAGCAUGGACGCGUCUCCAAGGACAGAACCCCUCCCUCUCUCCGCGUUCCACACCU
Herpailurus yagouaroundi (jaguarundi) is the source of this 3301-nucleotide messenger RNA. RefSeq names its product semaphorin 6C (gene SEMA6C). The record is from RefSeq and is a predicted model, not a curated record. Lineage: Eukaryota; Metazoa; Chordata; Mammalia; Carnivora; Felidae. Gene Ontology annotation, biological process: positive regulation of cell migration; neural crest cell migration; axon guidance. Gene Ontology annotation, cellular component: plasma membrane. Gene Ontology annotation, molecular function: chemorepellent activity; semaphorin receptor binding.